Caenorhabditis angaria is the source of this 1174-nucleotide messenger RNA. The record is from the annotation of a GenBank genome assembly. Lineage: Eukaryota; Metazoa; Nematoda; Chromadorea; Rhabditida; Rhabditidae.
AUGCAACCCUCCAAUAACUUGCAAAUUUUGAUCAAUGCUCCAAGUUAUUUGGACUAUCUGAUUUGGAACUUAUCGCAUCUCGACGUUCAAAUAAUAAAACUACGAAAUUCGACCUAUAAUCCAUUAAUAUUCCCAAGUUUCGAGCAGCUUUUAGAUGAUCCAAGUGUUCUGAACUUGGCUUCAAAGUUGAAGGUAUAUUUAUUUUUAUAUUCAGAAUAUUUUUUUUUGUCAAAUUCAUGUUGAUAUUUCAGCCAAUGCCAAAUUGGCCUUUGAGUUUGCGAGAAUUCGGAGAAAAACAAGAUCAACUCAACAAAGCUUGUUUGAUCAAUUCAAAUCAACAAUUUCUAGAUAUUUCUAUAAACACGUAAGUAUACAUAAUGGGAAACACUAGUAAAAAAAGAAUCAAAUAGAGAUUACAGAAAACAGUGGAUCAAACUCGACAUAAUGUUAGCGAUUGAAUACUUGAAAACAUUUGAAUUUUUCAAAUUGUUAAAAUACAGUGAUCGGGAUAUUCUAUCGAAACAUGUUGCAAUGAUUAUUCAAACAAUGACAGUUUCUUUCACAUCAUUUCAAACUAAUUCAGAUUGUUUCAAAACUCCCGAUGGAUGGUUUAUUAAUAUACAAGAUUCGUGAGUAUUUGAAAAUUCAAAUUAGAUUUUACUUCAUUUUUUCCUGUUUUUUUUCAGAAUGGAUUUUUUUGACUCAAUUACCGAUGGAAAAAUAAGGUGAGAUUACCAAUAUUAAUCAAUAAUUAUAAUAACUACAAAAAACCACUAUUUUCAGCAAAAAUUCCUCAUGCACUCAAUCAUUUUUGAAAUCGUCUCAAAAUGUCAUGGGAUUUCUGAUUCGCGAAAAACUCACGAGUACCGAAUACAUUCUACUGAAAGCAAUUGCAAUUUGUGAUCCAAUAAUUGAAUUAUCAGAAGAAGGACGGAAAAUUGUUUGGAAAACUCGUCGAAACUAUUCAAAAACAUUAUUCAAAUAUUGCGAAACUGAAUAUGGAAAAAGAAAUGGGCCAUCGAGAUUCGCAACACUUUUAAGUUAUAUCAACUUAGCUAUUUAUCAUCAAAAAAAUUUGAGGAAUUUUAUGAGUUUUUUAAGAAUGCAUUUAAUUUAUAAAUUCCCUAAGACUCUUACUUCUUUAGAAGAUUCUGCUAUCCAUAAUGAAAGUUGA